GAUGCACACAUGCCCAUGACAUCAUUAUGCAUGGGAGGAAUUCGAGUGACGUCAUCACCAAGGGGUGUGACGCAAAAUUGGGAUUCCAGUAGAAAGAGCUAGAGGAGGAAGCUUCUAGAAGUCCUUCGCGCGGGACGAGAGGAGCUUCGAUUUUUGCACUGGCACUUUGCGUGCGUGUGUGUGGAGACAGCCAUGGUGAAGGAGACUGGGUUCUACGACAUGCUGGGCGUCAGGCCCAACGCCAGCGCGGACGAGCUGAAGAAGGCCUACAGGAAGCUGGCCCUCAAGUACCACCCGGACAAGAACCCCACAGAGGGGGAAAAGUUCAAGCAGAUCUCGCAGGCCUACGAGGUCCUGUCCGACCCACAGAAGAGAGAGGUGUACGACCGCGGCGGGGAGAAGGCCAUUAAAGAGGGAGGGGCCGGAGGGGGGGGCGGCGGCGUCUUCGGCUCCCCCAUGGACAUCUUCGACAUGUUUUUUGGGGGAGGGGGCCGAAUGCACAGGGAGAGGAGAGGUAAGAACGUGGUCCACCAGCUGAGCGUGUCCCUGGAGGACCUGUAUAAUGGAGCCACCAGGAAGCUGGCCGUGCAGAAGAACGUCAUCUGUGACAGGUGUCAAGGGCGGGGGGGCAGGAAGGGCGUGGUGGAGCCCUGUCCCUCCUGCAGGGGCAGUGGGAUGCAGGUGCGGCUGCAGCAGUUGGGGCCGGGGCUGGUGCAGCAGGUCUCCUGCAUCUGCAGCGGCUGCCAGGGCCAGGGCAUCAGCCAGCGGGACCGCUGCAAGGGCUGCGCCGGGCGCAAGGUCACCCGCCACAAAAGCAUCCUGGAGGUGCACAUCGACAAGGGAAUGAGGGACGGGCAGAAGAUCGUUUUCCACGGAGAGGGAGACCAGGAGCCGGGCCUGGAGCCCGGUGACAUCAUCAUCGUCCUGGACCAGAAGGCGCACCCGGUGUACACCAGAGAGGGACAGGACCUGAUCAUGAACAUGAAGGUGCAGCUGGUGGAGGCUCUCUGUGGGUUCCGGAAGCCCCUUCUGACCUUGGAUAACAGGACGCUCCUCAUCACCUCCCACCCAGGAGAACUGAUCAGACCAGGUGACAGGAAGUGUGUUCUGAACGAGGGAAUGCCCACGUAUCGCCGGCCGUUCGAGAAGGGGCGCCUCAUCAUCCUCUUCUCUGUGCUGUUUCCACGGGAGAACUUCCUGCCGCUGCCCCGGCUGAAGGAGCUGGAGAACUUCUUCCCGCGAGCGGUGGAGUCCGACGACUCGGACAGCAUGGAGGACGACCUCUACAUCUACGCCGACCUGGAGGACUUCGACCCCGCCCGCGAACGCGACCGCCGCCGCUUCUACGACCUGGAGGAUGAGGACUACCGCGCGGGCGGGGGGGUGCAGUGCCACACCUCCUAGAGCCACCCCCCUGCCCGCCAGCCCCUCCCAUGUCCCUGCACCCGCCCACUCUGGAGACAUCCCCCCCCCCUCUGCUACAGCAGAGAAGGACCUGUAACAAAAUACUAAAAAUUAACCUUAUAAAGGGGGGGGGGGGGUGAGAGGGACCCUCACAGGCUCCACCCCUCUGCCUUGCUUUGAUUGGGUGAAUGAGUAGCACCCUGAAAUACAGAGCUGCGUUUGGGUAUGACCUCUGACCCCUGCCGCUCAUAAGCGGUGAGAGUUUGACUCUGGACGGACGGGCUGGAGGUCUGAGUGAGAAGGCAGAUCCAGUCCCCAGGCCCCACAUUCACCCCCUCAGCAGAGAGUCAAAAACUGCAGCGUCUGUCCCUCACCGUCUCACCUGCCCCUUUUUAAACUGUGCUCUUCUGGGAACUUUGAAUCACUUCUAAAAUAUAAUUCACUAUAAUGCCCUCUCUCUCUCUCUCUCUCUCUCUCUCUCUCUCUCUAUCUCUCUCUCUCUCUCUCUCUCUUCUCUCUCUCUCUCUCCCUCUCUCUCUCUCUCUCUCUCUCUCUCUCUCUCUCUCUCUCUCUCUCUCUCUCUCUCUCUCUCUCUCUCCUCCCCUUCCCCUCCUCCCCUCCCUCCCUCCCUCCUCCCUCCCUCCCUCAAGCCGAAUCGGCAGUUACAAAAUUAAGACAGAAAAAAGAGAAGAAUUUUGAAAGAGAGGCGAUCCCUGUUUUUACCUCACUGACUGCUCUGCUCGUUAGGAAGCCUUAACGCGCAGGUCUCUCGCUGUCUUUCGUUUCCCGCCUUUUCUCCGCGCCUGCUCUGGAGCCUGCCUUCGGAGCGCUGGGAGAGCCCGCGCGCGCCCGCGGCCCGGUUUCCGCGGUGACCGACCCCGUGUUUGUGGACGUUGGGCGUCUCCAGACUGAACUCUCUGAGCAGGUUUAUUCUGGCGGUGUCGGGGGGGAGGGGGUCCUCCCCGCUGCCGCCGCCCGUGUUUGUGACGUACGCGAUGUUGACCGUCUCUGCUCGGCUGUACUGGGCCUGGCAUGUGUUUGUAUGUAUUUCUAAUUAAAUUUGAGUACAGAACAAUA
Messenger RNA from Anguilla rostrata (American eel), 2481 nucleotides. RefSeq names its product dnaJ homolog subfamily A member 1-like. Lineage: Eukaryota; Metazoa; Chordata; Actinopteri; Anguilliformes; Anguillidae. Gene Ontology annotation, cellular component: cytosol; cytoplasm. Gene Ontology annotation, biological process: protein refolding; response to heat. Bases 193 to 1404 code for a protein of 403 amino acids. The transcript has 9 exons. Gene Ontology annotation, molecular function: Hsp70 protein binding; ATP binding. The record is from RefSeq and is a predicted model, not a curated record.